GAUGAAGAUCAUCUCGUUUACCGCAGAGGGAUUAUCAAAGUUUACUUGCAACCUUAGCGCGCGAACUCGAACUUCGCCCCCGUCAGGGGUACACUGUCGGAAUUCUCCUCCAACACCUUGUUAUCUAUCACCUCAGUCUCAGUUCAAGGAAACGAGCAGAAUCAUUGCAACUGAAAAUACUAGGCACCAUGCCAGAAAGUUCAAAGAGGUGUUCAAUAACUACCGAGUGUCUUCGAUACACCGAAUCACUGGAAGAAUUUUC
Molecule: messenger RNA, 262 nt
Organism: Mycena citricolor
Lineage: Eukaryota; Fungi; Basidiomycota; Agaricomycetes; Agaricales; Mycenaceae
Source: the annotation of a GenBank genome assembly